Schistosoma spindalis is the source of this 1574-nucleotide messenger RNA. NCBI's taxonomy places the organism in Eukaryota, Metazoa, Platyhelminthes, Trematoda, Strigeidida, Schistosomatidae. The record is from the annotation of a GenBank genome assembly.
AUAACACAGGCCAUCAAGCCUCCUGUCCUUUCCAAACUGAAACUGAAUAUAUUGGACAUUAGACUCGACACUUUCAGCUGCGUCCGUUUGGAAAAUGACCGCAGAUGUUCUAAAGGCAUUGCCUCCUGAUGUGCGCACUCUAAAACUAACUGGACAUGUUGGUUUCGACAGUCUACCUGAUCAACUGGUCAACAAGGCUAUCAGCCAAGGGUUCGUGUUUAAUAUUCUAUGUGUCGGUGAGACAGGAAUCGGAAAGUCAACUUUACUAGAGACUCUAUUUAACCAGAAGUUUGAUUUCAGUCCAUCAAGUCAUGAUCUUGCAGAUCCCAAGUUAAAAGCUGUGACAUAUGAUCUCAAAGAAGCUAAUGUUAAGCUUAAGUUAACGGUAGUAGAGACUUGCGGGUACGGUGAUCAGAUUAAUAAAGAAAAUAAUAUAAAACCUGUUGUUGAUUAUAUCGAUAACCAGUUUGAAAACUAUCUACAAGAAGAACUGAAAAUGAAAAGGUCUAUGCAAGCAUUUCACGACACAAGGAUUCAUGUUUGUCUUUAUUUUAUUGCACCUACUGGACACAGUCUAAAGUCAAUUGAUUUGGUCGCAAUGAAAAAAUUGGAGAACAAAGUUAAUGUCAUCCCUAUAAUAGCAAAAUCAGAUACAAUAACCAAAUCUGAAUUACAAAAGUUUAAAGCAAGAAUCCUCAGUGAAAUACAGUCUAAUGAAAUUGGUAUUUACCAGUUUCCCACUGAUGAUGAAGCUGUCAGUGAAACUAAUAGUGUAAUGAAUCAACAUAUCCCAUUCGCUGUUGUGGGUAGCUCAGAAGAAGCUAAAAUCAAUGGAAAAACAGUACGUGUUCGACAAUAUCCAUGGGGUUCAGUUCAAGUAGAAAACGAGAAUCACUGUGACUUUGUCAGACUUCGAGAGAUGCUAUUACGUGUGAAUAUGGAAGAUUUACGUGAACGUACACAUGGUGUACAUUAUGAGACUUAUCGACGUCAACGCUUAAUCGAAAUGGGAUUUCGUGAUGAUGAAAAAAUGUCACUUCAGGAAACCUAUGAAAAGCGUCGUGAGCUUCAAAGAAAAGAAUUACAACAAAAGGAAGAAGAAAUGAGACAAAUGUUUGUUCAACGUGUUAAAGAAAAGGAACAAGUUUUAAAAGAAGCAGAACGUGAGCUACAAACCAAAUUUGAAAGUCUAAAGAAAACGCACGCUGAGGAAAAGAAGAAACUUGAAGAAAAGAAACGCUUUUUGGAAGAGGAAAUAGCCGCCUUCGAACGUCGAAAGCAGCUUGCGGAACAAGCAAGACAAGGAAACCUAACUAUGAAGAAAAGGAAAUAAACUAUUUGGCAGGAAUACAGCUAGUCUUCAUAUUACUUAAUAAUUCACUUUAGCACUAUGAUUUCCGGUUAUUGCUUUUGCUAAUCUCACUUCUCUUUUAUAAAUUAGUUUAAUUUUUUCCUGUGAACUUCAGCCUUAUGUAAAACAAACCACGUACACUGCAUUUGAAAAUUACUGAGUGUUCAAAUAUGUUUCUUUUUAUUUCAUUAUAGGCAAUAAUAUGAUGCUUGUUUUAUGCUAA